This is a messenger RNA of Adineta ricciae, 651 nucleotides long. NCBI's taxonomy places the organism in Eukaryota, Metazoa, Rotifera, Eurotatoria, Adinetida, Adinetidae. The record is from the annotation of a GenBank genome assembly.
AUGAAUACCUCAAGUAUCUUACUUCUAUUCGCUGUGAUCACUAUUCUCAGUAUCUUAUGUUUUAUACGAAGAAAAUGUGGUUCACAGAUAAUGCGUUCAUGCAAAAUAUUCUUCUGCGGAACUGAUUAUGGUCUUGGUGAGUACCAGAAUACUCUUGAAACUGUUAUCAAUGCAUUUCCUUUAGAAAAUCGAGCGAAGAAAAGAUCGAAGCAAUUAUCAAUAGCAGGCCCAUAUAAUUGGGCACCUGCUUAUAAUCCCGUGCCGAAUCUCUCGCCGAAAUUGUAUACAUUGAUUCGUAAUAUGCAAAUGAAUAGCUUCGACAGAGAAGCAUCGUUUCGACAAAGGACUGUCGAUGAAGACGAUGAUGUGCAUGAUGUGUUCACAAUUCCUGAUGAAUCUGAACAGAUGAAAACACCCUCGAGUGAGAAAACUUCGGAAACAAAGCAAGAACGUAAUUGCGAAACAGCACGCAAAUUCUAUGCAAGCAUGCGCCAUUCAGCUCGACAUGUCAAUUCUUCCUCGAAUGAUAGUGGUAGCAAUGAUUUGUUUUCACUUACAAAUGAUCGCAGUGUCCAAAACAAUUCCAAUGAUCAUAUCAAGUUUUUUCGUAACACACGAUUCUUUCAAUCCAUCACAAAAAGUACGCGCUAG